Molecule: messenger RNA, 1347 nt
Organism: Erythranthe guttata (spotted monkey flower)
Lineage: Eukaryota; Viridiplantae; Streptophyta; Magnoliopsida; Lamiales; Phrymaceae
Molecular function (GO): zinc ion binding
Source: RefSeq, a predicted model, not a curated record
UUUUAUCUUUUUAUAAACAAAACGAAGUCAAGAUUAGGUGAACCACACUUCGAGUUCCCAAAACAAAUCCACCACUAACUACUGUUUUUUUUUUUCGCUGUAGAAUUCUUGUUUGUUUCCUUCUUAAACUCACAACUUCAUUUUUCUCUCACCAUUUCCACACACACACACACACACACAACCGAAACACUAGAGGACACACUUUCUUCUCUGUGUCCGUAUUUUCCUUGUUGGAAUAUAACCCACCAAGCGUCACUUUCACUUGCAGAACAACCAUGGUGUCUUCAAACUAACCACAUUAUAAUUCAAUUUCUUUAAUUUCACCACAUGGGCUCUUCCAAGAUUCUCUCUUUUUUUUUUUUUUUGAAUCAACAAACAAAAUGGGUUCUUUAAAUCUUCAGUCUUGAACGCUUUUUUUUUUUUUCACAAUUUGCAUCUGUUUCUGGUGGGGUUCUUCCAAAAAAUGGCAGCUUUAGAAAUGUCCCACAUAGAUUUGGAAUGCGGCUGCCGGAGUUCUAUGGGCGGCGGCAGCUCCACGGCCGAAGAGGAGGAGGAGGAGGAGAGUGUUUGCUUCUCCGACGCUGAUGACGGGUCCUGCAAUUCCCAGUUCUAUUCCACCGUCGACGGCGACGGAUCUUACGACGACUACGGCUUCGCCUGCGGCGGCUCCGAGAUUCUGGAGGAAUCUAGGAGAGCAUCUUCUGCAGCUGAUCCUUCUGACUAUGUGCUUGAUUUAGAAAAUGGUGAUGCUAAUAAUAAUACUAAGGCCUGCUUGGCUAAUUUUGACAGAGAUUGUAGAAUUUGUCAUUUGAGUUUGGUUAGUAGUAGCCCGGGUUCCGGUAUCGCCAUCGAAUUGGGUUGUUCUUGUAAAGAUGACUUAGCUGCUGCUCACAAACAUUGUGCCGAAACUUGGUUCAAAAUCAAAGGAAACAAGACUUGCGAAAUUUGCAACUCGGUUGCGCGUAAUGUUGUGGGGCCCAAUGAUAUCGAGGCUGUACAGCAAGGGGGUGAGAGUGGUAGUGCUACUGUGGGGGCAGGCACACCCUCAGCUCCUGCACCCUCGGCCACAGAAACUCGGACGUGCUUAAACGGUCAUCGGUUUUUAAAUUUUCUUCUGGCUUGUAUGGUUUUUGCGUUUGUCAUAUCUUGGCUUUUCCACUUCAAUAUCCCAUCAUAAGCAUUUCUCUCGUACGAUUCAUUCCUCGUAGAAAGAAGAUGAUGGAAAAAAUUGUAAAAAAAAAAAUUGAUGCCGGAUUUGCAUUGCAUUGCAAAUAUAAUUCGAUAAGUACUUGUAUAAGUAUUCGUAGGCUUGCAUCCUAUGUUUCUCCAUUUGAUUAUUACAAGUUA